Messenger RNA from Vespa mandarinia (Asian giant hornet), 1519 nucleotides. RefSeq names its product ankyrin repeat and MYND domain-containing protein 2. The record is from RefSeq and is a predicted model, not a curated record. Gene Ontology annotation, molecular function: protein binding. NCBI's taxonomy places the organism in Eukaryota, Metazoa, Arthropoda, Insecta, Hymenoptera, Vespidae.
AUGGCGCCCUCCAAGGAAGGUCUAACUGAUUUGCAGAAGGAAAUUUUUGAUAAAAUCAAUAAGAAUGAAGUGUCGGAUAUUAAAACCCUUUUGUCAACGAAUAAAAUAAAGGUCGAUUUUGUUGAUGAAAAUGGUAUGAGCCCACUUCAGCAUGCUUGUUACAAAGGAAAUAAGGAAAUUGUACAGAUGCUCCUCGACCAGGGUGCUGAUGUCAAUGCAGGACAACAUGAGCAUGCUUACACGGCAUUGCACUUUGCUGCCCUUAGCGGAAAUGCAGAUUUGUGUCAUCUCUUAAUGUCUCAUGGUGCACGUUUGACAGCAACGAACAGCGUAGGACGUACACCAGCUCAAAUGGCAGCAUUCGUUGGUAAUCAUAAUUGCGUUGCUACGAUCAACAACUUUAUCCCAAAGGCGGAUAUAGAUUAUUUUGUGAAGGCACAAGGUCUUCAAACUGAACCUAUGCUUCCACCACAUUUAGCAGAUUCCUUUCAUAAAUUCAUAAUGCAAGUAAAUGUACAUCCUGUUCGCGUAGCUAUGAAUUUGCAGAGAUCUCCUGGUCUUUUAGAAAACGCAUACAAGAUACAAAAAGUAUUAGAAGCUUUGCGCCAUAGAGAGAUGACUAGAGGAGCUGAAACGAAUGAGGUUAUGGCAUUUAAAUAUCAUUAUCUUAGCUGUGUGGUAGCGGAGAUAAUAAAAUGUCAAAAGCGACAAGAUGCUAUGAAAGGGGAGAAAAAUGAUAAAGAUAAAAUAAACGAAGAAGGAGAGGAAAAAAAGUCAGACGUAGUUGAGAUAUUGAUAAGGAAAUUUUUGAAAUGUAGUAAAAGCGAUGGAAUACCAGAGUAUCAAGAAGCUUUCUUGAGAGAAUCCGUAAGGGAAUUUCCAUUUAGAGAGAGUACCAUUUUUCGUCAAAUGGUAGCAACACUUGCUGGUACUGAUCCACCAUCUGCUGUAUCAGUUGUAUCGGCAGCUAUUAAUGGACAAAGAGGAUUCAAUGAUAAUGCAUUGGUAUGUUUUACUUGCGAAGAAGAGAAAGCAAGUAAAAAGUGCAGUAAAUGUAAAGCUGUUCAGUACUGCGAUAGAGAAUGUCAAAGAUUACAUUGGUCUAUGCAUAAGAAAGCAUGUGCCAGAUUAGGUCAAAGCCCAAGCCAAAAUACAAAAACCUUAGAUGUAGAUAAAGAGCAUAUAAGUAACGUUGUAAAUUCGAAAUUGCAAAAUUUACCUAACUAAGAAAAUACAUUGUUGAGAAAAGAGAUAUAUUAUGAUUUUAAAAUGAUAUAUAUAUAUUAUAUAUAUAUAUAUAUAUAUAUAUUCUUGUCCAAUAAUUUUGUUUACAAAUGUACAUAGUUCCUCGUGCGUGCGUGUAAAUUUAAGUGUAAUUUACAGGAUUACAUUUCUUUCUUUCUUUUUUCUUUUUUUAAACUCUCGUUUCCAUAAGUUUAUAAUAAACAUUUAUUCGCAUACAUGAGAUGAACUACGCUUACAAAAAAAAAAAAAAAAAAAAUAAAGAAAGAAAAAAGAA